This is a messenger RNA of Leptinotarsa decemlineata (Colorado potato beetle), 2943 nucleotides long. RefSeq names its product E3 ubiquitin-protein ligase SHPRH. The record is from RefSeq and is a predicted model, not a curated record. Gene Ontology annotation, cellular component: nucleus. Lineage: Eukaryota; Metazoa; Arthropoda; Insecta; Coleoptera; Chrysomelidae. Gene Ontology annotation, molecular function: ubiquitin protein ligase activity; ATP binding. Gene Ontology annotation, biological process: protein polyubiquitination; DNA damage response.
AUGACUGUAAUUGUCUGUGUUCCAGUGAAACAAGCUAUAACAAGCUAUACCAAUCAGCUGCAACCUCUUUAUACUCCGUUGUUAUUAAAAUCUGAUUUAACCAUAUACCUUGACAAAUACAGCGGGUAUGUAACUCUAGAAAGACCUGUGAUCGCUAAAUCCAGUCAGGGAGGUAUUCUUGCCGAUGAAAUGGGUCUGGGGAAAACAGUUGAAGUUCUGGCUUGCAUACUACUGAAUCCGAAAAAUCAAGUUUCUCAUGAAAUUGAGCAAAAAGAUUCUUCAACCGAUUUAAAGCCAGUCGUAGUGAAACAAUUACAGAAACGCAAAAUGCCUGUUGAUGAAGAAGAAGAAGCAAGCUCUAUUCUCCAUGAUCGUUCCAAGAAGUUGAAAAUUCCUAACAAUUGGGUAAAAACGUCAAGUAAAAAAUCGUCCACUUACGUAGCUCUAAAGAUGUGGUAUGAUAGUAUUUUGUCAGAUGUUAGCACAACAUCAUUAUCUGCAGUAGAUGAAGAUAGGGUUUCGAUUCAGUGCAUUUGCGGAAGCAGGUCAGAAGAUGGGAUCAUCGAGUGUGACUGUUGUGGCAAAUACCAACACCGUGAAUGCUUGGGAUAUAACAAAUCCUUGGGGAGGUACCUCUGCCCUCAAUGUUGGAUGGACGAACCCCUAUUGGAAUGCGGAGCUACAUUGAUUGUCACUCCUCUGACCCUUAGAUCUCAGUGGUCAAGAGAAAUUUGCAAGCACAUUAGAGGAAAACUGAAGGUUUUGCAAUACGAUGGUUGCAAUCUCACUCCUGUUUAUCCCACUCAGCUGAAGGAGUAUGAUAUUGUGAUAACGACAUACAGUGUGUUACAAAAUGAACUGAGACUUACUGAAAAUGUUCAGGCAAUUAAUUUGAGAAGGGAAAGAAAAUAUUCCCCUCAGGGGAGUCCACUUACCAGAAUUAAAUGGUGGCGACUUUGUUUGGAUGAAGCUCAAACCGUAGACACUCCAGGUCGCAUGGUGUCUGAAAUGGCAGGAAAAAUUAAUGCCGUCCAUAGAUGGGCUGUCACCGGAACACCUAUAUCUAAAAAUAUAUCAGAUCUGUAUGGACUCAUCGAUUAUAUACAAAUUACUCCAUUCAACGACCUCACUACUUGGAACAAAAUAUUGUAUGAGCCCUAUGUGAAAGGUAACGAUAAACCGAUGCUUGAAUUUUUGUCCAAGGUGCUGUGGAGGACGUCUAAGAAAGACGUUUUAGAUCAGAUAAAUAUUCCAAAACAAACGUACAGAGAGCAUUUAUUGGAAUUUUCGGCAGUUGAGAAAUAUUUUUACCGAAGAGAGCAUGAACUUAUCUGCAGUGAUUUUCUGUCGAAGGUGUCAAAGUUUGAUUUAACUUUGCUCUUAGAUAGACUGGAUAGAAGCACACUUAAAAAGCUGCUGGACCCCUUAUACACUUUGAGGCAUGCAUGUACUCAUCCCAAUACUUCAAGAGGUAGAUAUCUGGCAACGAAAAAACAAGUAACAUCCAUGAAAGACCUUCUCAAUGCUCUCAUUGUCAAAAAUACCAAUGACAGUGAGGACUGCCUCCGAUUGAUCAUAUCGUCUCUGAAUGGUUUGGCAGGCAUUGAGCUCAUCUUCCAGCAUCCUCAAGGAGCUAUAGAUUAUUACAGAUCUGUUUUACAGUUGGUUGCCAGGUUUUCUGGGGAACAAGGAGAAAUAAAAUUAACAGUGGACAAACCUCAGGUCAUACACACGCUAUAUAACUUAGCUGAGGUACUGGAUAACUUCAAGCCAGAUCAGCCGACUUUGAGAGACGGGAAUUUGAGAAACGAUUGCAAGGAUUUGGAAGAAAAAUAUAUGGAGAAAUUUAUAAGUGAGUCUACAACUGCUUUUGAGAGUUUCAGUGGGCUGAUGAUGCAAGUGGAAAAAUUACGUAACAAGCUUACUCUGAAAGAUGGCCAGUGGUACUCGGAUGGAAUGGAUUGGACUCUCAUAAAUGGUUAUUUCGAUAACCUUCUUGAUAGAAUCAAAACAUCUUGUGAUGGGGCUGGUGUUCCCUGUAAUCUGAAUAUUUUCCGAAGUUCAAGUGAACGCAAAAUACUACAAUUACUUUAUUCUUGGGAUGAUGACUUAUCAUAUUUGCGGUCUAAACUUUUCGAAGCUAUCGAUGAGCUCUAUGAAUACGUUCCUGAAGGUAUUCAUAAGAUCAUAAUCAAAGACAAAGUGGUGAUCAAAGCGAUGAACUGUCAUCUGAGGCCACAAAAGAAAUCUAAACAAGCUGCGAAAUGUCCCGUAUGUGAAGCUAACGUCCAGUUGAAAAUGUACGAAGGGAAACUGUUCAGCAUGACUCAUAGGGAAAAGAAUUUUGAAGACAUGUCGUUGAAGGGCAGCUGGAAAUCCACUCUGGAAGAGUUAAUUAUGAAGUCUCUACUGGCAUUAUUAAAAAGCAAAAAUUCGAAUCCAGAAUACAUUCAGGAUGGUGAAGUAUACAUUAAUAUAAUCGAGUGUCUGAAGAAGGAGUUCAAGGAACUUCGUAAGCUGUGGACAUUUUUGGAUCAGCAGAUAUGCGCCCAAGACGAAUUAGAUAUUUGCAAAGUGAGAUUGCAGCUGAAAACUGAAGUCAAUGACGAGAAGAAAGACAACAAAGUUCAAAAUAAAGUCAACAAAGCUCUUAAGAAUCUCAAUUAUCAGGUGGAAAACAGAAACGAAUUUGUUAAUUUAUUGAGUGUGCACGAGCUUGACUUUCAAAUGACUUCCCUGAAAAACGAGUAUAAGAUGAAUACCGCCAGCCUGGAGAAACUUCUAGGUACCCAAAGUUAUUUGGAAACUCUCAGGAAGCAACAGUAUGAGGGACAGAGCCCGGACCCUUGCCCCAUUUGUAAAAACGCCCUCGAACAACACUGGAGUAUACUACUUUGCGGUCAUAGUUAUUGUCUAGAGUGUAUUCAAGUACUUCUGGAACAG